Lodderomyces theae is the source of this 1470-nucleotide messenger RNA. Its product is annotated as RMR1 family protein. Bases 1 to 1470 code for a protein of 489 amino acids. Lineage: Eukaryota; Fungi; Ascomycota; Pichiomycetes; Serinales; Debaryomycetaceae. The record is from RefSeq and is a predicted model, not a curated record. The transcript has a single exon.
AUGGACCAGAACGCAAACACCAAUACUGAACAUGGGGAGAUUCAGGAAAACACUGGCUUACAAAAUGAUCCUACUGGUUCCAUAAAUUCAGAGAAUGCGUCCACAACAUUCCAGGCGUCCAAUAGUAUUGGCACAACCCAGCAACCAGACAUUGUGGUGACAGGAAGCGAGAGCCUUGCAAGUGAGUUGACUGCAGGUAAUGUUGUAAGUGGUACUACAGAAGAGGGAGCUACUGUAGUACAUCGUGAAAUCAGUAAGCCAGCAGGGGUCGCACAGACUGAGCAAUUAGAAACCACUGUGACCGCAACAGUAGCGAAUAAAUCGAAUGAAGCGCAAGAGACUCAGUUUGGAGAGAUCCAAAACAAUGUCAAUGAAAGUCAUGGUCUUGGCCAAGCAAGCAUUUCAGAGGAGCAAUUGGAGUAUGAUGACGAGGAAGAGGAUAAUGGCAUUGCGCCAAUUGAAAAAGCACAACCGCAAACUAUUGGCGAGAGCAUUGACACUGGGCUAGAAAGCAAUAUCGAGCAAUCAAAUGCUUCAGAGGUGGCUGAGGGGAACAAUGACGACGUCGUAACAAGUGGUGGCGUUCAAGUAUCUGAUUUUGUUAAUAAUGGUGACACUAAUGAGAAGGGUAACACAGAGAAUGCGAAAGUGUCAGGCGAAGGCACUGCUUUAGCAAGCAAUGGAUGUCACGACAACAGUGCAGUUGCUGACAAUCACGACAUCAACAACAAGGACGAACCAAAUGCUGCAAAAGAAAAUGAAGAGGGCAACAAGGCAGCAGCUUUCAACAACAGCGAGACUAUUGAAGUUGUAAUGGCAAAUGGUGAGGAAGAGAAAAUCGAGCUAGAUGCAAAAGUGUCCCACGAAGAGCAAAACCAACAAUACACCACCCAAGAACAGAAUCCAAAUGAACAUUUUGACGAGGCAAUGGAUGACAUUAACACGUUAGUCGAGGAUGUGCCAGAUUUUAAAGAACAAGUCAACACCAGGAUACCUAUAUACUUGAGACACAAGGAUGUGGAAUUUCUCUUGUUCCGGUCAGAAAAUCAAAAUGAACCUAGUCCAAUAUUUGAAGAUGAGUCGAGUGAAGAUAUUUCUCUUGACGAGUUUUUUGGAAUAUUGCGCACAAUUCCAGAAUUCAAUUUCAACUUGAAUGAGGAAAUUAUACUUUCGAUUCCUCAGUUUGGUGGAGUCACGGUGACGGAAGACAAUGUGUAUUGCAAAGACCUCCAGUUGUCUGAUUUAUUAGACGUUUAUUACAAGUUGUGUGACUGUACGACUGAGAAGAACAAGAUACCGCAGCAGUUGGAUUUCAAAUUGACAUCUCAACCUCGUUUCAUUAUGAAGUACAACAAUUUAGUGGAUACGAUAAAGCAGAACCGUGGAUUCGAGAACAUAUUACCAACAGACCAUUCUGAUCAUGAAGUGGAAGAAGAAGUAGAAGAAUCAAGAAAGAAAAGAAAACUCUGA